Messenger RNA from Hyalella azteca, 1904 nucleotides. RefSeq names its product U6 snRNA-associated Sm-like protein LSm7 (gene LSm7). Bases 181 to 552 code for a protein of 123 amino acids. The transcript is spliced from 3 exons. Gene Ontology annotation, cellular component: Lsm1-7-Pat1 complex; U6 snRNP; spliceosomal tri-snRNP complex. Gene Ontology annotation, molecular function: RNA binding. The record is from RefSeq and is a predicted model, not a curated record. Gene Ontology annotation, biological process: nuclear-transcribed mRNA catabolic process; mRNA splicing, via spliceosome. NCBI's taxonomy places the organism in Eukaryota, Metazoa, Arthropoda, Malacostraca, Amphipoda, Hyalellidae.
GUUUUUUUUUUCAAAAUCUCUCUCUACUGAUUUGUAUUCGAAAAAUUGAAGUACCUCUGCUAUCGUCGUGAUACCGUCAUGCCUCGUCUAUUCAUAAAGCGGCAAAUUGAAACGUUUUGUUAGUGUCGCUGUCGUAUUUUCAGACCUAUCGCACUUCGCAUUGGAGCGGCUUGAUCGAUUAUGUCUGGGAAUAUUGGAGCAGUUGGUGCUGCUAAAAAGCCUGCUGGAGCUGCUGCUGCUGCCCCUGAUCAGACAAAGGAGAAGAAGCGCAAAGAGACAAUUUUGGACCUCAGCAAGUACCUUGACAAGACCAUCAAAGUAAAAUUUUUUGGAGGCAGAGAAGCAUCAGGAGUUCUUAAAGGCUAUGAUCAGCUCAUCAAUUUGGUACUUGACAAUACUGUUGAAUAUCUCAGAGAUCCUGAUGACCCAUACAAGCUGACCGAGGACACCAAGGAGCGAGGCCUUGUGGUGUGUCGCGGCACGGCAGUGGUGCUCAUCUGUCCCAUGGACGGGUGCGAGGCCAUAGCUAAUCCAUUCACUCAAGCCGAGUAGCGGUGACCACCCAAGUUGAACUCCUAGCGGGAGCAGUUGAAAGACUUUCUUUUAGCGGUUGAUUUCGAAAACUUAACUUCUUUUGAUUACCAAUAAAGGCCAAGCUCUCGUGGUGUGAAAUGGGAGACAGGCAGUUCUUGCAGUUACUUUCGAUUCCUCCAGUGACGUGCACCAGGCAACAUUAACCUAAUGAAUACCACUUAGGUGAUAGUAAGUUAAUGUUUUCAUUUAAGGAUGUUUUCUAAUCUGCUCGUAUAGGUAGUCCUCCUGUCUUCCUGCUUUUUUUUCGACUCCUCAUAGCAGUGGUUGCUGAAUAUUACUUCUGUUGAAUAUUUUGUAUCCACUUCAAAAUGACGAGUUUUGUAAAACACCUUGUUUUGUGCUGCAUUUCUAACAGCCUUUGAUGGAUACCAGCGUAUUUAGAUACUAGUAGUCUUAGAGGAGCUUUUCAUUGAAUAAUGAGAUCCUUGGUGGACACUUCUUGUGUUAAUAAUUUGGCUGGCAAUCUUUUCUUUCGCGGACAAUGGCUUAUCUGGCUUAGGACACGAUAUCGAAAUUUGAAUUGUUGAUUUGUUUUCAAAUUUGUGUUGUGACUGUAUCUCCUCAUUUGCCAGUGAUAUUUGAUAAUUUCCUACAAUUUAGAUACAUUUUGUAUCAUUCUCUAAAUCUGAAAUGCAUUGAUAUCACUGUCGUCUGAGGUAAGAUUUCAGUUAUGGCAAAUGAAAUUGAGAUUCCACACUGCAUUUGACUUCGGUCCAUUGCCCAACGCUGCUUCUCAGUUAAGAAAGCUUUCAAUCAACUGACAUUGUAUUCGACGUUGGAAAGUGCUCCAUGACCUGAAAUUGGAAAUUUUAUUCAGGAUGUCAUGAGCUAGACAUAUUACGGUCACACCGUUCUCAUGACGUUCAUUUGUAAUAAAACACUAAAUCCCAUCUUUGAUUGAAUAAUAGUAUUCAAAGCUUCUUUGUAGUUUUCCAUGUAACUCGAAAUGUGAGGUCGAGAUAUAAUUUUUUUUGCGAAGCUUUUAUUCCAUAACUUGCUUUAUACGUCAAAUAUGAAUAAUUUUUUGUGCUUCUCAGCUAAGCGAUUUCCUAAUAUGAUAAAAGUUCAAUUUGUUAGAUUUAUGAUUUUCACUUUCGUUCUUGUGUUCUCUUCUAUAUUGGUUUGAAGGAAAUUUGGCUAUUCUUGAAAGUUGCAUUACCGGCUGGUAUCAAAAGUAGUAGUAGUUGUUUUGAAUUUUCGUGGCUCGAUUGAACGCGGUAAACGAGUACUGAAUUUCAGUGUCGGGCACUGAAGAAUCGUGUGCUCCCUCUGACAUGCCAAGGUCUAUUGAGUAAAAGUGACACGAUUUA